UGAAUUUUAUCAAAUUUAAAAAUAAGCCGCUGGAUUUGGUAGAGUUUGGUGAAAACUACUCUUUUUCUUCAUUUUUCACCAAACCCUACCAAAACCAGCGGCUUAUUUUUAAAUUCGAUAAAAUUCAACACUAGUUUCGGAUGAAACAGAUAAAACUGGUUAUGUCUGCCACAAAAGUUUGCUAAAGUUUAGGGUUUUAAAUAUCAAAAAUAUGCAACCUUUGAGAGAUAGUCGCAGGAUUUGGUGCAUCCUUAGUCAUAGGGAGCUCGGUAAACUCGAUGUUAUGCUAAAGUGCUCUUACUUGAUUUCUAUUUCGAGUUAUUCUAAAUAAUAGGCGACGCCACUGUUGUACUUUUUCUAUAGUACGCAUAAUCUACCAAGGAAAUGUCUUUUGUACCUAAAAUAGAGCUUUUUCAUAAAAUAUUGUCUAUCAAUGCAUCUAAAAUAAUCAGAUCAUCUCAAAAUGAGCUUCUAGUAUACCGGAUGAAAGAUAAACAUUAUUUCGUUGAGCAUACUCUGGAAAUAACUGAUAAAACAGAAUAGGAGUACAGUAAUCUCUAAUAGUGAGAAAAUGCACCUAUGGAUUAUACCUUACAUAAAAAAUAAUGAUGUAUGAUUAUAACAGAUCACCAAUAAACUUCUUAGAGUAGUACAUGCAUUCUUUUUUUUUUGUAUCGAAUUUUAGGAAAAUACACAGCUAUGAAAUAUAAUGUUUCAUAGGGCAUUGAUUUUAAUUUUUUUCUUAGAGACCCACUGGACGCUCGCGACUGAUUAAUGAGAUAAUUAAAAAUAUAAAUUAGAGUUAGAUUAAAGAUAAAAUAUAUACUUUGUCUCAUCUGUACAUGGAAUUUCUCUGUCUGCAGUUGAUCAGUUAUGGCAAAAUCUUAUGCUUGAUACGUGUUAUUACCUGAUCAUAUACAAUAUGUUGACGAUGAUGAGCAACAUAUGAUCUCAUACAUUAUAUUAGUGUAGUAAUGAGUAAUAGAAUGAGCAUAUUACAAAACGAAAGCAAAUGAUAUCAUUUUCUUUCUUCUUUUCUUUCACUUUAGAAAAAUUGUUAUCUACCUACUAAUAUGCUAUGAAAUUCUUAUAUGUUGCAUUGUUAUUUCUUUCUGACGUGUAAGUUUAGCCAGUACCACGUUUAUUCUUUCUGUGAUUAAUUACAGAUCACUACAUAAAACAAGUAUUCAAGAACUCAACAGCACAAAUAGUCUGCUUAUGGCAAGUCCCUUUUACUCACAAAAUAACCUUAAAAUUUUUCUAUUUAUUUGUAUGUCUCAUUAUAAAACAAAAAAACCUUAUCAUGCAUACAACAUGGGAAAAAAUAGACAGUUAACAUCUUUUAUUUUAGGCAAAUAGUGGUAAACCGUCAGAACAAAAGAAAGAAUACUCGUUCAAAGUUUUAGUCAUUGGAGAAUUAGCCACUGGCAAAACUGCUCUUGUAAAACGUUAUGUACAUAAUUUUUUCUCUGAGCACUACAGAGCCACGGUAUCCUUUUAAUAAUAGAGUAAAUGAAAGCUUUUGUUCAUUUUUGAGUUCCAUUAUAUAAGCUUUAACUUAAAAAUUAGAUUGGCGUAGAUUUUGCAUUGAAAAUUAUUAAAUACAAUGAAGACACUACAAUUCGUCUUCAAUUAUGGGAUAUUGCAGGACAGGAAAGAUUUGGUAAUAUGACUCGGGUUUAUUACAAAGAAGCUGUUGCAUGUUUAAUUGUUUUUGAUGUUACACGUUCAUCUACAUUCGACGCUAUUAUGAAAUGGAAAACCGAUCUCGAUAUUAAAGUACAAUUACCGGAUGGCAAUCCGGUUCCUUGUGUUCUAUUAGCGAAUAAAUGUGAUUUAGCAAAAGAAGGUCUUGUUAAUGAUGAGACCAAAAUGGAUGAAUUUUGUCGUGAAAAAGGAUUUUGUAAAUGGUUUGAGACAUCAGCUAAAGAAAAUAUAAACAUAGAAGCAUCAGCAAAGUAUUUGAUUGACGAAAUAAUGAAACAUCAAGAUGAAAUUACACAAAAACCAAAGAAAGCAGAUGAUUUAGUCGAUAUCGAAAAAAAUCGAAGUCAUGAUAAAAAAAGAGGCUGUUGCAACAGAAAGUGA
Molecule: messenger RNA, 2088 nt
Organism: Didymodactylos carnosus
Lineage: Eukaryota; Metazoa; Rotifera; Eurotatoria; Philodinida; Philodinidae
Source: the annotation of a GenBank genome assembly